Messenger RNA from Plasmodium gonderi, 489 nucleotides. RefSeq names its product mitochondrial import inner membrane translocase subunit TIM17. NCBI's taxonomy places the organism in Eukaryota, Apicomplexa, Aconoidasida, Haemosporida, Plasmodiidae. The transcript has a single exon. Gene Ontology annotation, molecular function: transmembrane protein transporter activity. Gene Ontology annotation, biological process: protein import into mitochondrial matrix. Bases 1 to 489 code for a protein of 162 amino acids. Gene Ontology annotation, cellular component: TIM23 mitochondrial import inner membrane translocase complex; mitochondrial inner membrane. The record is from RefSeq and is a predicted model, not a curated record.
AUGUUACAAGAAAGAGAUUUAGCAAGAGAACCAUGUCCUGAUAGAAUUAUAGAAGAUAUGGGUGGUGCAUUUGGCAUGGGAUGUAUAGGAGGAUAUAUAUGGCAUUUUUUAAAGGGUGCAAGAAAUAGCCCUAAGGGGGAUGUAUUAAGUGGUGCCUUAUAUAGUGGUCGUAUGAGAGCACCUAUUUUGGGUGGUAAUUUUGCCGUAUGGGGAGGCACAUUUAGUUGUUUCGAUUGCACAUUUCAAUAUUUAAGAAAAAAAGAAGACCACUGGAAUGCAAUAGGUAGUGGUUUUUUCACGGGUGGGGUUUUAGCAAUGAGAGGGGGGUGGAGGUCUGCUUCGAGAAAUGCUAUCGUUGGUGGUGUUUUACUGGCCAUAAUAGAAAUUGUUUCUCUUGUAUUAACACGUAAGACAACACCUACUCCUAGGCAACAAUUUCAACAGCAAAUGGAAUUGGAAAAAAAAAUGGCAUCAAAAAAUACCCGAUAG